AGUCGAGCUUAGUGCUGCUGUUUGUGUGAACGUGUACGAGUUGGUAUGACCCGUUGUAGGGGUGUGUUUAAAAACGAAUGAUAAACAAAGCACGAAUCGCAUCGUAGAACAUUUCGUUUCUAUAAUGUUUCGCACCGACAUAGUUCGUAUCCUGUCUACAAAGUGUACUUCACACGGCAGCUAUGUUUCAUACACCGAAUCAUUCUCAUCCAUAUUCAGACGGUAGAACAAAAACACACACACCCCCGUCCCCAAUCUUCCAGCGAGCUGUUACCUAGCAACCGUUACAAACGAACUGGUCGUCGGUUUGUACAUAGUGAAGGUGAGUGUUAGAAGAGAUAAUGAGCGGCCGGAUGACUCUGGAGGGAGCCGGGUGCAUCACCUGGUGGGGCUUCGGACCAGCCAGAGAUCUGCUCGAGAAACGGAAAAGUCAAAUGCCGAGACAACAGACGGAGCUGAACGUGUUGCUGGUGGGCAGCAGCGACCCGAGACACAUCCUAAAGACCAUCUCAGGCCUCAGGGACUCGGACACACUCCAUGUUUGGGUGAUAGAGAACAGUAUGGAAGUGGUCGCGAGACAACUGCUGCUCCUCUACGUAUCUCUGAGCGCUCUGGAAAGCAUGGGCAUGCAGGAGAAAACGGAGGUCUUCCUCGAGCUGUUCGGGAACAGCGAGAUCCGCUCUGAAACCCACAACAAGCUGAAGCACAUCGCAGCUCGACUGUUUCUCUUAGUCACCGACACAAUGGCCACAGAGACAGACACACACGUACACCCCUGCCUAGACACUAGCCUUCUUAAGUUUAAGGAGCGAGACGAACUGGCUCGGAUCUUUAAGCAGUGGCAGCAUCCCCCUUCCCCUCCGCUCAGUAUGUGUAAGGUGUGGGACGCUCGUGUCAGACAGCACCUGGGGACACGCUACGACGCCCGCAGAGGCUGCUUCGACUGGGACCUCUCCAUGAAACUACACGACAAAGGGUGCCGAGUGAUACGCAGACAGGAUUACAUAAAAUGGAGGGAACGUGGUGUGGCCUUUGAGAUGAGGGAGGGACUUUACUGCAUUGCUAAUCCUAGCCUUCUGUCCACACGCUUGUUCAUGCAGAGAGAAAACAGGGUGGGAGCCCGAGGCUACUGGGGAGACAUUGUCUCAAGUCCGUAUCUGUCCUUCGGCAUUGAAACUGACAACAAAGAACUUCUGAAGACAGAAAACAACCAGCAUGUAAAGACCGCUCAGAACAUCUCUUUAGACAACCUGCAGAAGUUAUUUAUGUCCCUGAACAUUAGAGGAGGACACAACACUGUCUCGAAUCCCGCCAAGGAUGCGGUUGAUGACGCGUCAAUCCCACCAGGCGAAACACGUCAGUCAGAAGAUGAGCCGGCGAAGCAGAAGAGCUACCCCAUAGAGCUGAUGAAUCUACCCCGAGUAACCGUGUCGUUCCUGUCUCUGGACUCUCUGCCCAAACUGCCCAUGAAAAACAAAUACUGCCGUCUGUUCAACGCCGUCUACUUUUCCGCCAGCAUGAUGCACCAUUUGGACUCCUCCCUGAUACAGACAGCCGCACCAGACGCUGUGUUGAUCAUAGAGCUCGCCAAGUACUUGUUGGACUUGUCUAAGGAGCAGGAGUCUGCUUUUGCAACAAGAGUGAGCGAAAUCGCUAAACAAUUGGGGUUCGUCCCGGCUCACGCGAAGGACAACGACGCGUACGCCGUGUUCACACUGCAAAAAGACUGACAUGUACAUUUACAGCACGUACGUCCUGAUCCAGAGCGACGUACAAAAGUGCUUUGAAAUCUGGAUCCUAAAACACUGUUACAAACACUUUUAUAUACAUACAUAUAUACAUACACACAUACAACAAAGAGCCGCCGUCCACGAUGAUAUUUCUGCCAGACACACUGAGAUCCGAACACAAGCUGUGGUAUCUGAGGGAUAUCAGCAGGUAUCGUCAGCAUAGCAGUGGUAAGAGAACCCACGUGAGGAAAUAACUUCAUCAAGAGAGUGAGUAUACAGGGAGAAAAGAAGAGGACCAAGUACUGAGCCUUGUGGGACACCAGUGGAGAGUCUGCGUGGAGCAGAUGUCACUUCCCUCCACCUUACCUGGUAUGAGCGUCCUUCCAGCUAGGAAGCAAACCACUCCCAAGCUGAUCUGCAAAUCCCAAGGCUCCUGAGGGUGGACAAGAGAGUCCUGUGGUUGACCGUAUCAAACGCUGCUGAAAGGUGGAGGAGGAUUGGAGGUCUGUAGUUACUGAUGUCUGAUGGAUCCAGAGCAGGUUUCUUCAGGAUGGGAAUAACACUCGCUCGCUCGAAGGUAGUUGGUACAUGACCAGAUGUUAGGGAUCGAUCGUUACGCCACAAAAUCCACACACAAACCACAGAAAUCUCGAGCCGGGUGGAACGUUAACAUUUUAUUCCUCUAAAACGACUACAGACAAGCAAACGUACAACAACAGCUCAGAUUAUUUCGAUCAUGUUCGUCCGAGAGUCUUCACUUCCAGCGCCCUCCUACUUUGCCCUUGCCUCCGGUCCCCUUCUUACUACCAAGCGUGA
Molecule: messenger RNA, 2546 nt
Organism: Tachysurus fulvidraco (yellow catfish)
Lineage: Eukaryota; Metazoa; Chordata; Actinopteri; Siluriformes; Bagridae
Product: dynein axonemal assembly factor 3
Exons: 12
Coding region: 342-1730 (462 amino acids)
Biological process (GO): axonemal dynein complex assembly; motile cilium assembly
Source: RefSeq, a predicted model, not a curated record